AUGACUUCUUCCUCUUCGUCUUCAUCGGCUCCUCUGCCACCUCACUACUCGCCGCCUGAUCAACCUUUGAAGCUCAUCAUCGACUCGGACCCAGGGGUAGACGAUGUUCUCGCCUUUCUCCUCGCCCUCUCCCUUCCGCACGUCCAUCUCCUAGCCAUCACUCUCACCUUUGGCAACACCACGCUAGACUACGCAAGGGACAAUGUCCUGAGAACGUUUGAGGUUCUGAAGAAGCAGGAUGAGCUUGAGAAGAGAACUGGUGGAGAGGGAGGAAGUAGAUGGCACAGGGCUGUAGGACCGGGGGCGAGGAAGAUUGAGGUUGCGCUAGGAGCGGAAGGUCCACUAAAGGGCGUGGAGAGAUUCACUGCUUCGUACUUCCAUGGCCGAGAUGGUCUUUCCUCCAUCUCCUCGCUACCAGGCGACCCCCACCCGCUCCCAAUCCCACCACCAGGCAGCGAUUCCCACCCAAGAGACAAGCCCUUCUUUCCCGCUCCCCUAUCUCUCUCCUCGCAUUCCUCCCCUCAGCUCAUCCUGUCCCUCCUGGCCUCCCACCCACCAGGCACGAUCCGUAUAGCUGCCCUCGGCCCGGUGACCAACCUAGCCGAAGCAUGGCUGCAAGACCCACAAACCUUCUCCCGCGUGGGCCUCAUCUCCAUCAUGGGCGGCUCCCUCGACGAGCCGGGAAACACCUCGCCCGUGGCAGAAUUCAAUACCUAUGCAGACCCAUGGGCGGCAAAGGUGCUGUUUGAGGAGAGUGUGGGGCACGGGUGCCUUAGUGGGAGGAGAGGCAGGAGGUUGCCCAUCGAGCUGCUUCCGCUGGAUAUCACUGGACGACACACGGUGCAGUAUGGUAAUCUGAUGAAGGCUGAAGGACCAUUGGGAAACUUUAUUACCUCCAUCCUCACCCACCCUCGCAAGAUGACCAACUCCUACGCACCUUAUGGUCUUCCAUUCUCAGCAGAGCGGGACGACCUCUUCCAAGCGCACGACCCACUCGCUGUGGCCCACGCCUGCUUUGCGCCCAGUGAGGCCGGCAAGGGAGGAGAGGCUUACCAUCAGUACCACGAGUACCUCGAGGCGCAUCAGAGUCAGAACGACGCCUCUUCAGGAGUGCAAGAGGGAGAGCAGAGGGAAGACUCGACGGGAUGGGUGUACACGGAGAGACGCUUUGCAGUAGAGGCAGAGGGCAAGCUCACGAGGGGCAUGUGCAUCGUAGAGUGA
Microstroma glucosiphilum is the source of this 1221-nucleotide messenger RNA. Its product is annotated as nucleoside hydrolase. Gene Ontology annotation, cellular component: cytosol. The coding region runs from base 1 to 1221 and encodes 406 amino acids. Gene Ontology annotation, biological process: purine nucleoside catabolic process. The record is from RefSeq and is a predicted model, not a curated record. NCBI's taxonomy places the organism in Eukaryota, Fungi, Basidiomycota, Exobasidiomycetes, Microstromatales, Microstromataceae. The transcript has 3 exons. Gene Ontology annotation, molecular function: purine nucleosidase activity.